This is a messenger RNA of Entrophospora candida, 399 nucleotides long. NCBI's taxonomy places the organism in Eukaryota, Fungi, Glomeromycota, Glomeromycetes, Entrophosporales, Entrophosporaceae. The record is from the annotation of a GenBank genome assembly.
AUGUCUGAAAAUCAAUCCAAAAAAAUUUCUAGUCGAGUUUUAUCUGCAUUGCAAGAAGUAGUUAGAAUGGCAUAUCGCCAAGGCUAUAAAAAAGAUAGUAGUUUUAUAAAACGCCAUAUAAGUUAUGCUACCAGCUUAACUAAGGUAAAAUAUCCAGAUGCUUAUAUCAAAUCUGUAGCAAGAAAACUUAUCCCAAAUGAAGAGGCAUAUAAUAAAAAACUUGAGGAACUUUGUGGAUAUUAUAAAGAUGAACUCUUUACUAGUUUAGAAAAAUUAUUUGGAUUAUAUCAUGAGAUAGCUCAAAUGCCAGCUCCUACUCCCAAGAAAAUAGUCAGGCCAACUAAAGAGGAUGAGGACAAAUUCUUGAAUGAAUGCUUUGGUAAUAUGACUAUAGCAUAA